AUGUUAUCUAUUGCAUGGAUUAUUUUAGUAAGUAGCUCUUUGUGCAACUGCCUAGACAAUGGCCUUGCAAGAACCCCACCGAUGGGAUGGCUUUCCUGGGAAAGAUUUCGAUGCAAUACCGAUUGUGUCAAUGAUCCAGAUAAUUGUAUAAGCGAACAACUAUUUCAAACCAUGACUGAUAUAGUAGUCGCUGAUGGAUACGCAUCAGUGGGGUACGAAUAUAUUAAUAUUGAUGACUGCUGGCUGGAAAAACAUCGAGCCCAUGAUGGCAAAUUGGUGGCAGAUCGGAAACGUUUUCCCAAUGGAAUGAAAGCUUUAUCAGACUAUAUUCAUUCUAGAGGACUGAAAUUCGGCAUUUACGAGGACUAUGGGAAUUAUACGUGCGCAGGAUAUCCUGGCAUUAUUGGUUAUGAGGAAAAGGACGCCGAUUUGUUUGCUGACUGGAAUGUGGACUACGUAAAGUUAGAUGGUUGCUAUGCGCUGCCCUACAAUAUGGACAGGGGGUAUACGAACUUUGGAAGACUCCUAAAUGCGACCGGAAAACAAAUGGUAUACUCCUGCAGCUGGCCAGUUUAUCAAAUAUAUGCUGGAAUCCAGCCUAAUUAUUCGGCAAUACAAUCCCAUUGCAACUUGUGGAGAAAUUACGAUGAUAUACAGGACUCGUGGGCGUCUGUCGAAAAUAUUAUCGAUUAUUAUGGCAAUAAUCAGGACUUGAUAGCUCCUAAUGCUGGUCCUGGCCAUUGGAACGAUCCAGAUAUGUUAAUUAUUGGAAACUUUGGUUUAAGCUAUGAACAAGCAAAAACCCAAUUCGCCAUUUGGUCCAUCUUGGCUGCUCCACUUUUGAUGUCUGUGGAUUUGCGAACGAUUCGUCCGCAAUUUAAGCAUAUCCUGCAAAAUAGAAAAAUAAUUGCCGUGGAUCAGGAUCCGCUUGGUAUACAGGGAAGACGGAUUUAUAAGCACAAGGGAAUUGAGAUUUGGUCGAGACCUAUCGGACCGCUAUACCAAAACUUUUACUCCUACGCAAUCGCCUUUGUGAAUCGAAGAACCGACGGAACGCCUUCAGAUAUAUCCGUAACCUUGAAAGAGCUCGGGCUAAUCAAUUUCUCUGGAUACAGAGUUGAGGACCUUUACGAGAAUGUCGAUUACGGAGUUUUGUAUCCCAAUACCAAAAUCAAAGUAAAAGUGAAUCCUUCUGGAGUGGUCAUGUUGAAAGGAGAAGUACAGUUUCCAGUCGAAUUGUAAUAUAAUUUG
Drosophila serrata is the source of this 1251-nucleotide messenger RNA. Its product is annotated as alpha-N-acetylgalactosaminidase. Gene Ontology annotation, biological process: glycoside catabolic process; oligosaccharide metabolic process. Gene Ontology annotation, molecular function: alpha-galactosidase activity. The record is from RefSeq and is a predicted model, not a curated record. Gene Ontology annotation, cellular component: cytoplasm. NCBI's taxonomy places the organism in Eukaryota, Metazoa, Arthropoda, Insecta, Diptera, Drosophilidae.